CCGCUCCUUCUGGCGAGAGUUCCAUGGAUCUGCGCCCAUCCAACGCUCCCGCCACACCCUUGUCGCUGGCUUGGGUUCUGCUGGACGCUCUUCCGGUCCGCUCGGCGAGAGUCCGAGGACGACGCCGGCCUGCCUGCGCUAUAAAGCGGGGCGGCUGCCUCCGUCCUCGCUGCAUCGCCAUCACAGGCUCCUCAACACACGCACUCCUCCGCCAUGGCUUCCAUCCACGAACAACUCGAGACCAAGGGCUACGUCAUCAUCGACAACCUCAUCCCCGAGGACCUCUUCAACUCCCUCGUCGAGGCUGCCGAUCGUGUCAUCGCCAAGGGCCGCAACUCUGAGUGGCGCGAGAGACGCACCGUCGGCAAGCAGUUCCCUCCCUGGCCCAAGGACGAGGCCAUCUAUGACAUCUGGGCCAUCCAGCACGUCAUGCACCCCGAUCUCGGCGAGCCCGUCUUUGCCCAAUACUAUGCCUCCGAGCCCAUGCUGAAGACCAUCACUGAGCUCCUUGAGGUUCCCCGCGAUCAGCUGCAGCUUGAGCUCUUCAACCUGCUGAUCAACCCCGUCGACAACGAGUUUGCCCUCACUUGGCACCGCGACUGCAUCGAGGUCAACGUUUCCGAGGAAGUCGAGCAGGAGCGCCUCAAGAUCCCCCACUAUGGCACCCAGUGGAACACUGCCCUCUAUGACGACUCGUGCUUCAUCUUUGUCCCCGGCUCGCACAACCGCCUCCGCACCCCCGAGGAGCGCCGUGUCAACAUCGAGGAGCCCUACGGCCACAUGCCCGGCGAGGUUGUCCUCCACCUCAAGCCCGGCCAGACCGUCUUCUACAACAACAACCUCCUGCAUCGUGCUCACUACCCCAAGGGCGUCAAGCGUGCUUCUCUGCACGGCUCCAUGGGCAUCACCAGCGGCGGCCCCACCCGCGCCCAGAACAUCCUGCAACAUGGCCUCGACUGGAUCAAGUCCGACCGCUUCCGCGCCACCCUCCCCCCUGCCGCCCUCCCUCUGCACGACAACCUGCUCCGUCUUGCCGAGGCCCGCAAGGACGUCAAGCUCGAGUACGACCACCCCAACGACGGCUUUGCCGUCAAGAACGAGGCCUAAACUCUGCAAACUGCUGCUGUCAAGUCGAUUGUGAUCGGCCACUGGUAGGGUGCCUUCUGUGAGAAACAUAUCCAAUAUUUCCUGCGCAGGACCGGGCACAUAUGUAUUGAGUUUGUCGUGCACCAUACUGUGUCGGCCUGCUUCGUUUUGUUCAUAUACUCGCAAAUAUACGACUAUACACACAA
Molecule: messenger RNA, 1292 nt
Organism: Polychytrium aggregatum
Lineage: Eukaryota; Fungi; Chytridiomycota; Chytridiomycetes; Polychytriales
Exons: 3
Coding region: 214-1107 (297 amino acids)
Source: RefSeq, a predicted model, not a curated record